This is a messenger RNA of Monosiga brevicollis MX1, 1172 nucleotides long. RefSeq lists its product as uncharacterized. The coding region runs from base 111 to 1172 and encodes 353 amino acids. The transcript is spliced from 7 exons. The record is from RefSeq and is a predicted model, not a curated record. NCBI's taxonomy places the organism in Eukaryota, Choanoflagellata, Craspedida, Salpingoecidae. Gene Ontology annotation, molecular function: ubiquitin binding.
GCGCGCUGGACACCUGCGGUUUGAGGCUUGGACUUGUGGUGCAGGCAGCAAGCGGCGCAAGCACGUAGACGCGGACGGAUUCGCUUUGAUUACUUCCCUUCACCGCUGGGAUGGAAAAGCCGCAGAUCAUUGAGCAUGUGAACCAUAGCGUCAACUAUACGCUUUUUGGCGCCCGCUGGGUUCCUGCCAGCGCCCGCUGUGUGCUUUUUGGACAGCAUGCCCGCAACACGGGCGCGCUCCAGGUCAUGGCGCUCAAGGAUAGCAAACUAGAGCUUGAAGCUGAGGUGACACGGCCGCACGGUAUCAAGUGUGGCACCUUUAAGGCAUCAAGCUUUGAAGAACGCCAUCUGGCUGUGGGAGACUUUGACGGCGAACUCUCCUUGUGGGAUCUCGAACGUCUGGACAACCCCGUGUACUCGGCCAAACAGCAUGAUGGCAUGAUCUAUUGCAUUGACGGCGCUGGCGGCCUCAAUCAAGGCGGUGCCCCGGAAAUUGCCACGGGCGGCAAAGAUGGUUGCGUCAAAAUUUGGGACACCCGACAGCCCGAGGUGCCGGUUGUGGAUCUCGCGCCCGAAGACAGCGAGACCGCGCGAGACUGCUGGUCAGUUGCCUUUGGCCACUCCUUUGAUGAGGAGCGCUGCGUCGCCGCCGGCUAUGACAACGGUGACCUCAAGCUCUUUGAUCUUCGCGCCAUGAAACUUCGCUGGGAAACGACGCUGCCCAACGGCAUUUGCUCGCUGCAAUUUGACCGCCCGGAUAUUUCCAUGAAUAAGCUACUCGUAUCUGGUCUUGAGUCCACUUUCAAUGUCUUUGAUAUGCGCACCUUCAACGAGAAAGCCGGUGGAUAUGCGGCGGUCACAGAAAAGAGUCACAAGGCCACAAUCUGGGUUGGCGAGCAUUCGCCCCACGACCGGGACGUGUUUGUGACGGGUGGUGGCAAUGGUGCUGUCAAUCUGUGGAAAUACAACUACCCCAAGAAGCGCGUGGAAGAGGAUGAAGACGGUCAACCUCGUGGUGUUGCCGGCACCGUUCAAUUUGUCAACAGCAGUGUCGUCUCCACCCAGCCCGUCGCCUCUUUUGACUGGAGCUCAGACAUGCGAGGCUUGGCGAUCUGCACGUCCUUCGAUCAAGCGGCGCGCGUCCUGUAUGUGACCAACCUCAACUUGAUUUGA